AUGACAGUGAUGGAGACAAUAGGGAUGAAGAUGAUCCAGCCAAAGAAGAAGACCAAGAUCAAGAGAAAAUCACUCUUGAAAACAUUGUAUGUACUUCCUACAUUGGCCAACUAUGCUACUGUGGGUCUUGAUUGGACUGAUGCUUAUCAAGCAAAAGUAUUAGCCGGUUGCAAAAUCCACUCCACUAACCGGCCGUCAGUCAAGAUCAUUUCGGAAGCGCAAGCGCUUCAUGACACAUUCCAACAAGCACUGAAAAUGCUCAGUCUUGCCGGGAAAGUGAGCUAUCCCACCCUGAAGACCGCUCUGUUCUUGGGACCCAACCAACCUGCUCUCACAUCAUACUAUACCUACCAAACAUAUAGCAAGAAGAACACAAAAGACACACCUAGUAACCAUAUUGGUUCACUGAAUGCUACAUGCAAAUUUUACUGA
Melampsora larici-populina 98AG31 is the source of this 432-nucleotide messenger RNA. RefSeq lists its product as uncharacterized. Bases 1 to 432 code for a protein of 143 amino acids. The record is from RefSeq and is a predicted model, not a curated record. Lineage: Eukaryota; Fungi; Basidiomycota; Pucciniomycetes; Pucciniales; Melampsoraceae. The transcript is spliced from 2 exons.